UUUUUGCUUGUUUUAUAACUAGAAAUAUUGACUUUUGUGAAAAUACAAGUUUUUACUUGUUUUAUAACUAGAACUAUUGAUUUUGGUGAACUUAUAAAGUACGGAUAUUUCAUGAUAUACCACUGAGUUUCUUCGAAAUUCACCAUAUACCACACGAAAUGUUUUAAUUCACCAUAUACCAUUGAGUUUAUGUCCGUUAGCACAGAAUACCAUUAAUGACAACUGUCGUCAGUGUGCUGUUUGUGGUAAAUUACCAGUAUGCCCAUACGCAUUCAACUGGCGCCAUUGUUAGGCUUGAGUUCCCCAAACACAACGUAUUUCUUCAAAAAAUUGAUCCUCCAUCUUUGUUCUUCUCCAUUCAAGAAACUUUGUAUUCGUCUACAUUGAUCUAGAACCCUUAACAUCCAUCAAAAAUCCUUAAAAUCCUUAAAAUCGAUUUGUGUAAAGUGAAUUGCAAGUUUGUGAAGUGAUUUAGAACCCAAACACAGGUGGUCGUGACUGAAUUUCGCACAAAGUUUGCUAAUUCGGUGGAUUAAGCAUACGCAAGGUACCUAUCCUUAUCCAUUUGCAUUUCGAGUUCUGAUUUUGUAUUUUUUUUUGCAAAAUUGAGUUAGGGUCAGGGUUAAGUGUGAUAAGUUGCAUGCGAAUUUGAAUUAUGCUAAAGUGAUGUGUUUUUGUUUUGUAUGCAAUUUAUAAUUUGGAUUGUGAUGUAAUGUGUUGUUGGUAAAUGUUGUUGUUAGGAUGAGUACAAUGUGGUUGUUAGUUCGUGCUCCAGGGGGUACUUUUUAUGUAAGGGUGGAUGACACUGAUAAGACCAAUUUGAUGGAGUUAAUUGAGUAUAUGUUUGAGGAUUCAGUGAAAAACAAAACCUAUAUCUCCCUAAAUAUUUCACCAUGUUUGUCAAUAAACCUAGAACAAAUCGUAGUUAGAGUUAGUUGAUGAUGGGGCAAUGUUAAAAAUGUGGGAGUGGAAUGAAGGGAAUAGUGAAUUGAAGUGUUUAUAGAAGAGACAAAAACACUAUCCCUUAUGUUUUAAUCUGCAGAAGCUAGUUGGGAAAAAACUUUGAAGAACAGGGCUGAAAAUAUUAGGCUAAUGGAGGAAGAGAAUAUAAGGAUGGCAGAGGAAGCAGAAGCUGAGGAGUAGCUUGUGGCCCAACUGGCAUAUACUGUGGCUGUAGAGGUCCAUGUUUUGAAUGUUGAUGAUGAUGGGAUUAAACAUGUAAGAGUGUUUGCUACCCCAGCAGUAGAUGAGGUUUUUCCAGGAGAUUCACAACUUCAACCCUCACAACCUCAACCCUCACAACCUUAAUCCUCACAACCUCAACCCUCACAACCUCAAUCCUCACAACCUCAACCCUCACAACGUCAACCAUCUCAACCAAAUAACCCUCCAAGAAGGGAAAAGCUUACUCCAAAGAAGAAGAAAAUACCCCCUGCACAGUCAACCCAACAGCAGCCUAGGCAACCAACCCAGCCCAAAGAAUAAACCAGGCUUAAACCCAAAGAGUGGAGCGUGCCUAGAAGCACUGCUGUUAAGUUUGGCCUUGAUGUUGGCAUCAAAACUGCAGUAGGGAGACAUAUCAACACUAGUUACAUGGACUGACAGUUUGCAAUUUAAGGCCUGUUUCAUAUCUUUUGCAGCUCAAGUGAGAGGAUUCUUAGGUGGUUGUAGACCUAUCAUAGGAAUAGAUGGUGCACUUUUAAGUGGGUAUUACAAAGGGGUUAUGCUUACUACAGUUGAAAUAGAUGGGAAUAAUGAGAUCUUUUUGUUAGCCUAUGGGAUUGUUGACACAGAGAGCAUAGAAUCCUGGACUUAUUUUUUCAGAAACUUGAGGUGCUUGUUUGCUCAGUAUGAAUCUCAAAAGGAUGACUGGACUUUUAUCAGUGACAGGAUGAGGGGGAUUGAAUCAGCAUUGUUUGAGGUGUUCCCAAGAGCUACAAGGAGAAUAUGCUGCCAGCAUUUGUUCUCAAAUUGCAAGGCUGCAGGAUGGAGUGGGGCAGCAUUUCAUAAGAUGUUUUGGAUUGCGGCAAAUGCCUACAAUGAGUACGUUUUUGAAAAAGCUAUGUCCAAGAUAAAAGAGUUUGAUGCAGAAGCAUAUGACUAUCUCAAAAAUGUAGAAGAGCAGUGGAGUGUGCACAUGUUUGACAAGACAGUUUGUUGUGAUCAUAACACAACAAACUUCAUAGAGUCAUUCAAUGCAAUAACAAAGGCCAACAGGGACAUGCCUGUGUGGACACUGCUGGAAGAUGUCAGGAAUUAGUGCAUGAAAAGGAUGCCAGGUUCGAUAAAGCAGUAAGCAUGGAACCUAAUGAUCUAACAAAGCAUGCAAAGGGGGUGCUGGCGACUAGGACU
Messenger RNA from Amaranthus tricolor (Joseph's coat), 2352 nucleotides. RefSeq lists its product as uncharacterized. The record is from RefSeq and is a predicted model, not a curated record. Bases 1724 to 2260 code for a protein of 178 amino acids. The transcript is spliced from 3 exons. Gene Ontology annotation, molecular function: transposase activity; DNA binding. Lineage: Eukaryota; Viridiplantae; Streptophyta; Magnoliopsida; Caryophyllales; Amaranthaceae. Gene Ontology annotation, biological process: DNA transposition.